This is a messenger RNA of Morone saxatilis (striped sea-bass), 561 nucleotides long. RefSeq lists its product as uncharacterized. Bases 1 to 561 code for a protein of 186 amino acids. NCBI's taxonomy places the organism in Eukaryota, Metazoa, Chordata, Actinopteri, Moronidae. The record is from RefSeq and is a predicted model, not a curated record. The transcript is spliced from 3 exons.
AUGUCGUCUCUUCUGAGGGAGGAGAUGCAGAGAGUUUUAUUCCGACCUGAAAAACAGAGACUGGUGGAAUUCAUUGAGAUUGAAGAGCCCACACAAGGAAGACAUUUCCUCUGUGUCUCAGUUGCAAAAAACAAAGUGGUGCAGUUGAGUAUAGUGGGAUGUCAGGCAUCUCAGAAGUCUAAAUCAAAGAAGUCCCACACCAAACGCUCCAGCAUACAGGAGUGCUACGUGAGGAUGGAGACCUGGUCCCUGCAAGACCUGACUCUUGUUGAUGGACGAGACCCUGAUGUGGAUGACCCAUGUUUCCUGCUGCACUUUGAUAAGGUGCGUGCAGUGACAGCCGUCAGCUGCUCAGCCAAAUACUCUAUUGUACGUGCCCUGGUUGCUCUCAGCGACCAGCACUGUCAGAGGUCACUGAACCUGCAGAACUUUGACUGGGCCUACAUCAAGCCCACAUCCUUUUACUCCAAUAGAGGAGACUGUGUUGUUCUAUCGCAGAUAUGCUUCUAUGCACUCAAUUUGGUUUGUCUGUCCAUGUGUCCUGUGCCUCUGGAUGCAUAA